AGUCAGUCCAGAGUAAUCCAAGUUUCUCACUCUUAAUCCAUCAUAUAUCCGUGCAUAGAACAGUCGCAGCUAGCAAGCUUAUCUUUAUACACUGUUUCGUUAAAAUUCUCAGCCUUUGCUUGUGAUUUUGUUUCCGCUUGUUAACCUUGAAAAUGGCACUUUUCCAAAACAAAUACGGAGCAGCCCAAACUGACGCGUAUGAUAACGUACCUAGCACAGACGAAUACGGCAACGCUAUCCGCAGAGACGAAAACGGCAACAUUAUGGCCGGCACAGACGAAUACGGCAAAGUUAUCCGCACAGACGAAUCCGGCUACGUGAUUCCUACGGAUGACUAUGGCAACCCAAUCCGCCACAGUGGCUCUACUUUCCAAGGUAUGCAGCGGCAGGAGCAGCAGCGGCAGCGUCAUGACCUGUCCACCGAGUACGAUGGGCAAGGCCGCGGGAGAAGGAACAUGGCGGGAGAAGCAGCCCAUAGCACAGAUGCAUACGGCAACGUUAUCCGCACUGACGAAUACGGCAACGUGAGUCCUACGGAUGAGUAUGGCAACCGAAUCCGCCACAGCGGCACCACUCUCCAAGGUGUGCAUCAGCAGCGGCGUCAUGACCUUUCCACCGAGUACGAUGGGCAAGGCCGCGGGAGAAGGAACAUGGCGGGAGAAGCAGCCAAUAGCACAGAUGCAUACGGCAACGUUAUCCGCACAGACGAAUACGGCAACGUGAUUCCUACGGAUGAGUAUGGCAACCGAAUCAGCAUUUCUGGAGUUGGACACAAGGACCAUAGAAGUGAUACAUCAUAUGCAACUGCGACGACUUAUCCCACGACCGCCGGUUACGGUACUGGGGAACAGCCGCAGCAUCGUCAUCAUCAGGGUGUGAUGGAAAAGAUCAAAGAUAAGCUUUCUGGUACUUCUUAUGAUCAGCAUGACGAGUACUACUAGUUGUCUGUCACACAUCGUCUGAACUAUAGAGACAAGAUAAGAGGCAUAGUUGAGAAGAGGAAAGUAGAUAGUUGAGAAGAGGAAAGUAGGAGUGUUGUGUCAGAUGGGGAUGGGCUGGUCGUGUGGGCUUUUGGCCAGAAAAGAAUAAAGGGUAUCAGUUGAGUUAGUUGAGAAGAGGAAAGUAGAAGUGUUGUGUCAGAAGGGGAUGGGCUGGUCGUGUGGGCUUUUGGCCAGAAAAGAAUAAAGGGUAUCAGUUGAGUUAAUGGAUUAGGGGGUGUUUUAUGGCUCUGCGAGUCUAUUAAGAAUAGUCUUUCAUUUACUGUUAAGGGAGGAUUAUUUGUUUUAGUUCAUUUUCUUUUUUGUUAGUAGUGGAACGAUAUAUUACUGUAGCAUCGAGAGUGAUGGUUAUGCAUGAAUUUACAAGAAUUUUUCUCUCUUUUUACUGUUCUUUUCUCUUUUCUCUCUAAUAUUUUUGAGGAUCCUCCUAUCGAAAUAGGCAGCCUAUCUAUUCUCUUGUAUCAAUUUCUUAUCAUCAAUUCAUAAAUCAAAUUCAUAAACAAAGUGUUAUAAGUGGUAUUUAGAGACAAAGUUUCUAAAUGACCUUGUGAUUACAAUCAGUAAAAGAAGAAAGGGCAGAUGGCACUCGACUUGCAUAAUUGGCAGAAGGUCUGAAAUCACUCUGCAAGUCUAUUGAGUUACAAUUUAAAACGCUGGAAACUGAAGUCUUGGCCCUCAAGAAGUAAUCAGAUUCUGUAGUGCAGUAGCCGGUGGCCUUGACUAUGGAGCUACAGAACAAGAGGAGUGGCUGGGUUCGUGGGGAAUCAUCUUCAGGUGGUCAAGGUCAGCAGCCACGCUCGGACCAAGAGACACGGCAGAUGAUCGAAUGAAGUUCUGAUCGACUAGACAACGAUGACAUGAUGCGAAGCUCAUUGCUUCGAUGCUCCGUUUUAUUGAUAGUACUAUGACGUCCUUGACCGAGAUGCAUGAGCAUGAAUUAGUCUAAUAAUUACCUUAGUUUUACAUCUGCUUAGAUAGCGCUCUCUUUCUAGUACUCUUAUGGUUGUAGACCUUUUAGACUUAUGAUCUAACCUAAACAUAUAUUAUGUUCAGUUUAUGAAAUAUAUUUUAAUGUCUUGGGAUAUAGCAUUCUAGUACCUUAUGAAUUGCUAAAGGACAAAAAAUAUUUGCUGCAAAUAUUU
Messenger RNA from Juglans regia (Persian walnut), 2140 nucleotides. Its product is annotated as dehydrin DHN1-like. Gene Ontology annotation, biological process: response to water. The transcript is spliced from 4 exons. NCBI's taxonomy places the organism in Eukaryota, Viridiplantae, Streptophyta, Magnoliopsida, Fagales, Juglandaceae. Bases 153 to 941 code for a protein of 262 amino acids. The record is from RefSeq and is a predicted model, not a curated record.